Perca flavescens (yellow perch) is the source of this 1723-nucleotide messenger RNA. It is a transcript of the gene ech1, whose product is annotated as enoyl CoA hydratase 1, peroxisomal. Bases 365 to 1294 code for a protein of 309 amino acids. Lineage: Eukaryota; Metazoa; Chordata; Actinopteri; Perciformes; Percidae. The transcript is spliced from 10 exons. Gene Ontology annotation, cellular component: mitochondrion. The record is from RefSeq and is a predicted model, not a curated record. Gene Ontology annotation, molecular function: delta(3,5)-delta(2,4)-dienoyl-CoA isomerase activity.
GAGUUUGCCUCGUCGGCCACCGUAGCAGGCUGUUUAUUAGAGGUUGAGCUAACGUUAGUAGGAAGGAAGGCUUCAUGAAAGUUAGUACACUAUUACAUUUACUGGGCUGCAAAUUCCCUUUUGGUGCACACAGCAGUCGCAGCGCCACUGUUCUUCUUGGCGUGCAGACAACGUUACCACAAAGAGGCAGCUGUUAAUAACUAGUUAACAUUAGCUAGCGUCAGUGUGGCUCCACGCUAACGUUGGUUAACAGCACACUGAGCUACAGAGACAGGCGAAGCAGGUGAAGUGACUUCAUUAACGUGUUAUCUCUGUUUGCUGCGGUUAUAUUGACCUCUAAAUAGUGUGCGAGGUCCGAAGGGCGAUGUUGUCAGUUGCCAGGUCAGCUCUCACGAAAUACAGGAGGUGCUGGCUGCCCAGUCAGGCUGUGGUCAGGGCCAUGUCGUCCUCAGGCGGUGCCCCCUCCCCUUACACCACCCUCGCCAUCAGUCACCCAGCAGAGUCCAUCACACACGUAGAGCUGCACCGCCCGGAGAAACGUAACGCCAUGAACAGAGCUUUCUGGAGUGAGAUGGUGGAUUGCUUCAAUGAGAUAGCUGGCGACCCAGAAUGCCGAGUGGUUGUGGUUUCUGGAGCCGGGAAGAUCUUCACAGCUGGUAUUGACCUGAUGGACAUGGCCAGCGACGUACUCCAACCAGAGGGCGACGACACGGCCAGAAUUUCCUGGAACAUGAGAAAAAUAAUCACCAAGUAUCAAGAGACGUUCUCUGUCAUAGAGAAGUGUCCAAAGCCUGUUGUGGUAGCUGUUCACGGAGCCUGUGUUGGGGGAGGUGUUGAUCUGAUCACAGCAUGUGACAUUCGUCUGUGUACCCAGGACGCCUGGUUCCAAGUAAAGGAAGUCGAUAUUGGACUUGCAGCAGAUGUUGGAACUCUCCAGAGACUUCCUAAAGUCAUCGGCAGCCGCAGCCUAGUGAACGAGUUGGCUCUGACCGCCAGGAAGAUGUAUGCCGAUGAAGCCAAAAGCAGCGGACUGGUCAGCCGAGUGUUUGCAGAUAAGGAGGCCAUGAUGGCUGGAGCUCUGGAGAUGGCUGGGGAGAUCGCCAGUCGCAGCCCUGUAGCUGUACAGGGCACCAAAGUCAACCUGAUCUAUUCCAGAGACCACAGUGUAGCAGAGGGACUGAACUACAUGGCUACCUGGAACAUGAGCAUGCUUCAGACUCAAGAUGUGAUGAAAUCAGCUCAGGCAGCCAUGGAGAAGAAGAGUCCCAAGACAAUAGCUUUCUCCAAACUCUAAACCUCACUGACGCAAAGUUCCAGAUAUACAAACACAAAAGCUGCCAUUGUGGCCUUUCUGUGUGAAGGGGAACCACAUCUAUACUAUCUGGCAAUCUGUGGCCACUUGAGGAUGAUGUAAUGAGAUUUAAGAGAUGGAGGCUUGAAUCCACUGUUGGAAAUAUGACAGAUGGUCCUUCUUGGGAUUGGUUUCCAAAGAAAUGUAUUAUUGUUUUGGUGGAAAAGCCUUUGAAACAGCAUUUUGAUAAGUCAUCCAUGUGUAAAAUUGGAAUAAUAAGUAAGUUCAGGUUAACCUUUUCCCGCAGGUGACGUCAAACUGUAAUAUAAACGAGGGAUUUUCUGAACUUGUCGCUGUAAAAAAAUAGCUGGUUUUGUAAAUCUAUAAUCGACUUCAUGAAUGUUUAAUCUUAUUAAAGAAACUAAUCUGAAA